Messenger RNA from Cercocebus atys (sooty mangabey), 771 nucleotides. It is a transcript of the gene NUPR2, whose product is annotated as nuclear protein, transcriptional regulator, 1-like. The coding region runs from base 110 to 541 and encodes 143 amino acids. The transcript has a single exon. Gene Ontology annotation, cellular component: nucleus. Gene Ontology annotation, biological process: regulation of transcription by RNA polymerase II; negative regulation of cell population proliferation; negative regulation of cell cycle. The record is from RefSeq and is a predicted model, not a curated record. NCBI's taxonomy places the organism in Eukaryota, Metazoa, Chordata, Mammalia, Primates, Cercopithecidae.
CUACAGGACCUGACGGCGAUGUCCGGGUUACCGGGCUCCACUCCAAGGAAAAGACAGCCCUGCUCUAGGCACUGUACCGCCACUGUGACGUCCUCGAAGGUCUGCCUCUAUGACGCCGCCGAAGGCACCCCCGCUUCACAAGCGGAGCCCAUCGGAACUCGAGGAGGGGCUGCUGGGUCUUCCAGGAGCGCCCAGACACGGGCGCGUGGCCACGGGUGGCCACAGGUGGCCACAGGCGCUGGGCAGGAUGGCAGCGGCCACAGAGCGGGCCCUUCCACGUCUGCAGGCUCUGGCCCGGCAGCCACCACCCAUAAGCAAUGAGGAGGAGCUUUAUGACUGCCUGGACUACUACUACCUGCGCGACUUCCCUGCCUCAGGGGCCGGGCGCAGCAAGGGCCGCACUCGGCGCGAGCAGGCGCUGCGCACCAACCGGCCUGCACCUGGCGGGCACGAGCGCAAGGUCCUGCAGAAGCUCCUCAAUGGCCAGCGCAAGCGCCGCCAGCGCCAGCUGCAGACCUGGCUGCGCACUCGCCCCACCUGAGCCUGGGUAAGGGCGCCCAACACCUCCCCCAACCAGGGCCCGGGGACCCUGGUAGCGUCCCCCCAUCGCGCGACGCUACUCGCCCUAGGCAGAAUCGGCUGCCUCUGAGGGAGCUGCAUUAGGGAACUGCACCCGCCAGCUUGGCCUCUGACGGCCGUUGCAAUAGCAUUAAAGCCUUUGGAACUUCGGAGGUGGAAAGAAGGGGCUAGGAAAUGAAGACAACAUCUUUU